AUGAGACUUUCUUUUGUGUCUACUGUGUUGAUUGUUGUAGUCGCUGCAGUUCAAGGAGCACCCCUUGGUAAGUCGUAUAAACAUUGAUGAAUUUUAAUGUAAUUUACUAUGUAAAAAGUAAUUACGAUGUAAAAUGCUUAUAAAGCAUAUUUUUAUCAAAGUUAUGCAAUUUUCAGAACCAAUAGUGAACUCUCUACAACAAGCUGUCCAACCGGCUGUCGAUGACGCUCCUGUGCCACCGGCUCUUAGCCAAGGUGCUAAUGCCAUUGAAAGUAAGUUUUUGUGGACGUUUUAACAACUUAAAAAUGCUAAUUGGAAUAAAAUUUUACAUAAAACUAGUUUUAAAAUGUUACAGUAUCUAAAAUUUUAUUUUAAAAACUAUAGCAUUGACUACACCGUAUUUUAUACCUCAUUAUAGACUCACUACCUUAAAUAUUGUUUUAGACACAGUAUCUGGAGCAGCUGACCUUGCCUUCCAACCUUUCAACUCGUUGUUGCCUGGUGGCAGUCCAAUUAGUGUCGCUGAUAGUGUCUUUGAACCAAUUGGCUUUGCUCCGUUUGGAACGGCCGCCUCUGCCGUCCCUCAAUAUCUCGGCGAAGGAGUCAACUUUGUAGCUUGUGAGUAUAAUAACAUAAGAACUAUAAUUCUACUACCUCUGUAGCAUGAACAUACCAUUUUUGUUUUACCUUUUCUAGGUCAAAAAGUUUAUAGAAAAAUUAAAAAUUUAAAAAUUUUUUAAAUUUUUUACAAAUUAUAAAAAAAUUAUUUGCAGCCAAUGCCCUAGACCCAGCCAGCGAUGCCUUCCAACAAAUCCCAGGCAAUCCAAUUGAAAUGCUGAACUCGGCCGUCCCAACACUUCCAGCCGCUGCCCAAGAUCCUUUAAACGGCGUUGACAAUCCAUUGACUGGAAUCUUCUCUGACUUUGCUGGAGCUGCCAACCCUCUCGGUAGCCUUUAA
Molecule: messenger RNA, 958 nt
Organism: Bursaphelenchus okinawaensis
Lineage: Eukaryota; Metazoa; Nematoda; Chromadorea; Rhabditida; Aphelenchoididae
Source: the annotation of a GenBank genome assembly